Messenger RNA from Vanessa atalanta (red admiral), 2193 nucleotides. Its product is annotated as amino acid transporter AVT1B-like. Bases 173 to 1771 code for a protein of 532 amino acids. The record is from RefSeq and is a predicted model, not a curated record. Lineage: Eukaryota; Metazoa; Arthropoda; Insecta; Lepidoptera; Nymphalidae. The transcript has 9 exons.
AUACAUCGUUUUUAAACGAAUUAACGCAAAAUUCAAAUAUCGAACGAAUAUCAUAAAAAUCAAUGAUUCUUUUUUUGUGUUGUGAUAUAAUAUCUGUGGUAUUGUGAAAAGUGAUAUAAAUCCGAAUAUGACUGUAACAUUUAACUAUUAGUUUAAAUUUGGAAAGGUCAAAAUGAAUCGCAAUCGAGAAGCCGGACCUUCAGCGACCAAACCAACCACGGUUAUGAUGUUCCACGAUCGCUACACAGCCGGUGAAACAACUGGAGGUCUGAGUGCAUUAUUCACUGCGCUGUGUAUAGUGGACCUCUUCGGUGUCUUCCCUAUUGUGGCCUUGCCGAAGAGUAUUAUUUCUUGUGGUGUAUACGGAAUACCACUCGUGGUAGCGGUGUUCUCGUUGCAACUCUACACAGCUGUGCUGCUGGGGAGGAGCUGGCUGCUGGCACAUGAAAUAUCACCGGAUAUAAGGGAGAAAAGCAGGUUUCCUUACGCAGCGGUGGCCGAGUUGGCUUUCGGCACGAAAACGAAAAGGCUCGUGACGUUUCUCAUAGAUGCGACGGUAUUCGGUGCUGGGAUACCAAAUUUUAUAUUCGCAUCUCAAAGUAUGCAGUUGUUUUGGUGGAAGAUCACCGAUGGGGCGGUGGGGGUGUCCUAUUGCAUAUGGAUGAUAGUAAUUGGUCUUUUGCUCUGUCCUGUCAUGUGGCUGGGCUCGCCGAAAGACAUGAAGCCCGUAGCGCUGUCGUCGGUGUGCAUCGUGACGACGGUGGCGGUGUCCACGUGGGUGUGCAUCUACCUCGACGAAACGUCGCCGCCGCCGUCGGGCGACGUGCUGCAGUACGAGCCCAGCCCGCGGGACUUCCUCGUCGCUUAUGGGAUCAUUGCUUUUCAGUUCGAUAUCCAUCCGAUGUUGCUUACCCUUCAAGUGGACAUGAAGGACAGUCGGAAGAUCAACUCGGCAGUUCUCGGCGCGUUCACCAUCACCGGUCUCCUGUUCACCAUCACCUCGUUGGUGGCUGCGAAUAGAUACGGAAACAAUAUCGAGAGUAAUAUACUGCAAGGCAUACCGCCAUCCUUCAUAUUAUACAUCUUGGCCCUGCUGGUCACAUUACAACUUUGUUUCUCGAGCGCCGUCAGUAACUCCGCCCUUUUCCUUCAUAUUGAAGACUUGCUCAAGAUACCCAGAGAAUUCGGCGUAAAACGUUGCCUUCUCCGCUCAGGAAUCGUCGCAUUCGCAGUUUUUCUCGGAGAAUCUGUGCCAAGAUUCGACCUCGUCAUGAGUCUAGUUGGAUCGACAUUAACUGGACCAUUAAUGUUUAUAUUCCCGCCAUUAUUUUUCCUAAGACUCUGCUAUAAAAGAUAUCAAAUUAAAGCUAGCGCUAUGUCUCAUAAUCCAAAGAAAAAGAGCGUAAGGUUUAGUGACAGCCAUGUCAAUAAUGGCGGGAACGACAAUCAAAAUGGCGGGAACGGUAAUCAAAACGGUAACGAUCAUGUGAAGUACCCGCUUUUAGUGCACAGAGUUCAAACAAAAUAUAGAACUUUUAUGAAUGAAUACGUCGAUAUGAAGGCCGAUAUUGACAUGAAUGAUUACGCAGUUAAAUGGUACGACGUAUUAUUAGCCGUAAUUGUGAUGCUAAUGGGUAUCGCGGCAACAAUAGUCGCGACGUAUACAAGCUGGUCGAACGCCGUGGCGUCAUCUGGAUUCUCGCAGCCAUGUUUGUUGAAUGCGACCGCUGCUGCUAGGAGUUUCAUUGAAGCCACGAAUCAUGUUAUAUAGAAAAUCUCUUUGCAAUUAGCAAAUAAUUACAAAAUAAGUCACAAGUCAACAUGAAUGUAUUUAUAUAAUAUAUACCUAUAAAAACGCGAGAGGUGAACACGAAAAUAAGUGACAAUGAAAUUUGUUUUAUUAAAAUCCCGUGUGAAUUAAAUAAAUAAUAAAAAAAGACGUUAAAAUAAUAACGUAUACAAAUGAAAGAGAAAGAGAGAUGCCAGGAGGGGAGGGGUGUAUUAACCCUUUUUGCUUACGUGACUAUUUCUGGCAGUUUACUCCACUGCGAGCCGCGUAUCGUUAUUAAUAUAUUUAUAUAAAAAACAAUUGUUUGUGACUUUGAGCUAUCACUUAUGAUUAAGAAAUGACUUUAAGAACACUGAUUGUUGUAAGAACUAAACUAGCACCUAACUCACGCCCUAUUUGAACAU